This is a messenger RNA of Rosa rugosa (rugosa rose), 3295 nucleotides long. RefSeq names its product lipase-like PAD4. Bases 1600 to 3156 code for a protein of 518 amino acids. The record is from RefSeq and is a predicted model, not a curated record. Gene Ontology annotation, biological process: lipid metabolic process. Lineage: Eukaryota; Viridiplantae; Streptophyta; Magnoliopsida; Rosales; Rosaceae. The transcript is spliced from 3 exons.
UGGCAAUAUAACCCAAAUUAGAUUAGGGAUUCUUUCCCAAGAAUUGCUUUUGUUACGUUCUACUAGUAGUAAUUUUGUUAGUAUAUGAAUAUUUCUUCGUAAGCUAUGAGUCUAUGAGAAGAAAAGUUCUAGAGACAUAUAACAAUUGUUAUAUAGAAAAAUAAAAUGUAGGGAAAUUCCAUCCUGAUGCUUGAUUUUAAAUAAAAAUAAGUUGCCGGCCAUCAUGAUAAUGUCUAAUAUCUUUUAGGGAAAAAAAAAAAACAUGUUAAUAUGUAAAGCCAUCAUCCAGCUAGUCAUGGACCCAUGGAAUUGACAAGAUGAAGAUAGCUUAGACAUCCAGACAAUACCUGAAUGAUCACUUGAUGAUUCAGUAAAAUAUGUUGAAAGGAAAUUAACUCAUGCUUGUGUGCUCGAUAGUUGUUGUUGAAAUCUGAGAGUUAUAAAUCUGGUUUAAAGUUUGAGAAUUAAAUUCAUAAAUCGCUAUUGAUGAGGUGACAUAUCAUUCACAUUCCUGAGGUACUUGCAAGUAUAUAGGUACAAACUAGCUUUUGAUAGUGACAUCCCUCUCUAUAGUAUAUGAUUUUUGGAAAGAGGAUAGAAAGGGAGGUAGUUGAGAAAGGUCACUUGAAAAUUGAAACCUUUAUAUUGAUCUUUUCAAGAAAGGGAGGUAGUUAAGAAAAGUAAUUCAAAACCAUUUGUAUCGAUCUUGUCAGAUAAAGAGUAUAUAAUCCUCUUAUAAAGCACCGUUUGAAUUCGAUCAUAUAGUUUCAAAGGUCACCAUCCCACCCCAAAAAAAAUCAUGCAUGAAGGGAAUUAUGAUAUUUUAGUACUAGAUUAAAAUGAGUUCUAAGUAGGUACGAAAGGCCAUGAUAAGAUAUUAAAGCAUUACAACCACCAGACAUGAUGGGAUUCAAAAUGUUCCAUCCAAAACUUCUAUUUCAUCACAUGUUGCUUGAGUUUUAGAAGAUUGUUAUCAUGAAACUCCUAAUUGAUAUGAGUUUGAAAAUAGGAAAAUAAAAAAUAAAUAAAAAAGACAAGGGCUUACUUACUCUUUAAAUAUAGAAUGACUCUCACAUUUAGCCGAUUCCCAACCUCAUCUUCAAAAUGCUCUAAUUAUGAAAUCUAGAAUGCUACUUAAGGUCUUUUGCACUGAUGUGUGAGUUUUUAAGGAUCAUAUUAACGUUGAAAUUACUACAUUAGGGUAUAGGCCAAGAAUAUACUUUAAUGUUCGUCAAAGGCUGAAAACAGACCAUAUUCAUGCAUUGCUUUUUAAAAAACAACUCAUAAGAAUGUGAAGUAUAAUUAACACAUUAUUGAGAAAUAUAAGCCAAGUUAAAAUCAUUGUUUUUUUUUUUUUUCUUUCAAUCAAAUGACCGAUUCUUGCGGGAAAAAAGAAAAAAAAAACAUUGUUUGACCCGUUGAUGGAGGUUGCGACUCAAAGCAAACUUUCAUGGUUUUCCAUGCAAAAUUGCAAAGCCAAAAGGCAUUUCUCUUCUCAGAAAAAGCCAAAAAGCAUUCUAAUCGUUUCCUGGAGAGACGUACUGUCGAUUCUAUUGACUAUUUGGCUGGAGUGGGGUGAUUACUUUCCCAGUUUCCCAGAUGUUGGCGCUGAUAGAAGGAAGCAAGUCCAUUGUGAUCACAGGCCAUUCUAUAGGAGGAACAACUGCCUCACUCUGCGCUCUUUGGCUCCUCUGUUACCUGCAAUCCGUCUCUUCUAACCGUUCGGUGCUUUGCAUUACCUUCGGUUCACCAUUACUUGGGAACGAAUCGCUUCACCGAGCAAUCCUUAGGGAAAGAUGGGGCGGCAAUUUUUGCCAUGUGGUAUCCAAGUAUGACAUCAUGCCAAGACUCCUCUUCGCUCCUUUAGAGUCCUGCACUCGCCAACUUCAUCUCUUGCUGCAAUACUGGCAGAUGUCUAUGUUGGCUUCUUCUCCAGGCAACUUUGGACAGUACUUUCCAGUACUUCAACUUGGUGAGGAAGAGAAAGCUCACCUCUUCAGCUUCGUAUCACAUUAUAAUUUGCUAGUGUCUUCAGUAGCACAAGAAGAAGCAAGAGAAGAGAAAGCAAAUAGUUUGUAUUGGCCAUUUGGGAACUACAUGUUUUGCUCACAGGAGGGAGCUAUUUGUGUGGAGAAUGCAGCAUCUGUGAUCAAGAUGAUGCAUUUGAUGUUUACGACUGGUAACCCCAGUUGCUGUAUCAAUGAUCAUCUAAAAUAUGGAGACUAUAUUGGGAAGAUUUCUUCCCAGUUUCUGAAUAAGAAAAGCUUCUUGCAAGGGGAAGUGAUUCCUGAGUCAAGCUAUGAAGCAGGGGUUGCACUGGCAUUGCAGUCAUCAGGAAUAAGUAAACAGGAACCAGCUGCCAGACCGGCGGAAGAUUGCCUAAAGAAGGCUAGGGGAAUGAGACAUAUGCGUACACCAAGCCUCAACGCUGCAAACUUAGCCAUCAGAUUAUCCAAGGUUAAUCCUUACAGAGCUCAAAUAGAGUGGUAUAUGGCAUCCUGUGAUAAGUCUGAUGAGCAACUUGGUUACUACUUCAAGCAACGGGGAUCAUCCAAAAGGGACCACAAAGUCAACAUGAACCGGCUCUUGCUUGCUGGAUUUUGGAAUGAUGUGCUCCGCAUGCUGGAGAACAACGAGCUGCCUCAUGAUUUUCACAAGCGACCAAAAUGGAUAAACACUUCCCAGUUUUACAAGCUCCUGGUAGAGCCACUGGACAUUGCAGAGUAUUAUAGAUCUGGUAUGCACCGGAUCAAAGGGCAUUACUUGAAGCAUGGAAGAGAGAGGAGGUUUGAGAUUUUCGACAGGUGGUGGAGAGAGAGAGAGGUUGAUCCAGAAGAAAACACUAGUAUGAGAAGCAGAUUUGCAGGUUUGACUCAGGACUCUUGCUUCUGGGCUAAGGUGGAGGAAGCUACAGAGUGGCUAGCUAAUGUUAGAAGCGAGAGUGAUGCAAGGAAGCUGGCUCUGCUGUGGGAAAAUAUCAAUAAAUUUGAAAGGUAUGCAACCAGAUUAGUUGAUGACAAGGAGGUCUCUAAAGACGUUGUAGCAAAGAAUUCGAGCUAUUCUAAGUGGGUAGAAGAGUUGAGAGAAUUGAAAUCUCAGAUGCAGCAAAUCCAUCCUCAGUUCCCAAGGUUUAGAGACGGUGAGUUAUUUCCUUAGUUCCAGAUUUCACAUCCUGUAAAGCUAUGUAAUGCAUACAUUUAAUGUCUACUCUAGAACUAUCAGGUUGACUUAGCCAACCUAUAUUGUGUUUUAUAUAUAGCUUCAACUAUUAUUCAAUAAUUCUUCAAGUUAUAUA